CUAGUUCUUCACGCGUUCUGACACGGACGCGGUUUUUGACUCAGCAUUGAAUUGGAAUUGUGUGUGUUGUUUGUUAAUUCGCUUCGUUCUGUGGCCAAUUUUAUUGGGGGCCAGCUGCGAAAUCAGUUUUGUGCGGUGUGGGCCAAAAAGAAAAAAGUGUCGCAAACAGCCGCAUUAGCAUAAUUGCAGGCCGCCUUUCGCAUAAAUGUGUGUGUGCUGGUUUGUUUGAAAGCAUCAGCAGAAAAAGGCGGCAAAAAAGAGGGGCAGAGAGGAGGACAGAAAACAAAAACAAAAAAACUGCAACGGCAAACAUAAUUAUUUUCGCAAUGCAUUCAACGUGAAGUUGCUCCAAAAACACCGACACUCGGCCAAAAGCGCAUACAACGAAGAAACGGCACUUCAUUUUUUAUGUUUUUUGCAUCAGGAAUAAACUGCAAUACAGAAGAACCUGUUAAACUUGACCUGAGGUCGGAAUCAUAGGGCUGUCAUUAAAAAUAUUGUGAGCCUUUUUUGUGCGCGCGACGCAAUUAACUGACAGCACUUGAAAGUAUGCUACACAAAUUUGUUUCAACUUGUUACUGCAACAACCAAAACAACAACAACAUCGGCAACCAUCCCACGCAAUUUAAUAUAUAGACUGCGUAGUGAGAACGAGCGAGAAGGAAACAGCAACUAGCAACAAGAAGCAACAACGACAGCAACUACAACAAACCAGGAAACGUAACUGGAAUAUAUAGAAAAUUCUACAACAAAAUACAACAACAAAGCAGUAAAGCUGUUACUCCUAAAGGUAAACGGAGCCACCGACGGCAAUUACACCACAAAGAUGGCGUCCUCACCGACACCAUCUCUGGACUCGAUGCGGGGCGGGGCAAACUCGAUUGAAUCGUACGAACACGCCGGCUAUCUAUCAGACUCCCCGCUCACGUUGAGCGGCUCUUCGCCACCGGCCAGCGAUUCGGCCAUCUGCAGUGACGAGUACACGGGCGGCAGCAGUGUCAAGUCGCGUUCCGAGGUGACGGUGAUCAAUGGCCAUCAUCCCAUCUCGGCCUCGGUCUCGUCCAGCUCCUCGGCCAGCUCCUCCUCCUGCUCGUCGUCCUCGUCCUCAUCGUCCUCAUCCUCGUCUUCGUCAUCGUCCAGCUCCUCGACCAGCGGCCUCAGCGGUUGCGGCAGUACCAGCAGCAGUGUGAUCAGCGCCAACAAUGUGGCCAGCAGCAGCAAUGGACCCGGAGUCAUUGGCAGCAAUCUACAGGGCUCGAACAGCAACUCGGGCAUCAGCAGUCUGGUCGUCGGCGCGGGCAAGGGAAACAGCAACGGCGGCAGCAGCAGCAGCAACAGCUCCUCGAGCAACACGUCCGCCAAUGGAUCACCGCCACGUUGCACGGCCUGCAAGAGCAAGUGCAGUGAUGCGGUGGCCAAGUGCUUCGAUUGCCAGAGCUAUCUGUGCGCCAAUUGUGUGACUGCCCACGAGUUUAUGCACUGCUUCAACGGGCACAAUGUGUGCUUGAUCAAGGGUUUCGAGGCGAGCACAAGUGGCACCCCGCUGUCCGUGGGUUCGCCCAGCAACAAUCCGGCUUCGAAUGAAUUUAAGUACGCCAGUUCGCUGACCAUGAUGCUGCAGCAGCAGCAGCAACAGCUUGACUCGCAGCAACAGCAACAGCAGCAGCAGCAAUUGCUGCCGGCGCAGCCCAUGUCGCAGCUCUCAAAGAUUGUGCUGGCCGCCGCCGCCCAGGCAAAUUCCCAGGAGCAGCAGCAGCGAGAGGAGAGCAUUUACGGAUCAUUGCACCCACAGCAGCAGCAGCAGCAGCAGCAGCAGAGGCAACUCUUCUGCCCGCGACACAAGCAGGAGCUGCUCAAGUUCAGUUGCCGCACCUGCUGCAUUCUCGUGUGCAAGGAGUGCAUUGUAUUGGAGCACUCCACAGGUCUCCACGAGCUGGAGAACGUGCAGUCUCCCGGAUUGACGACGGCGGCACCCACGGCCAAUGAGACUGCUCUGCAGACGCUGCUCGCCGAUAUGCGCGGCAAGAUUGGCGAGAUUGUCGGCAUUGCCGGUAACUCUGACCAGAAUCUCACCAAGGUGAAGCUGCAGUACCAGAAGGCGCACAACGAGCUGAACGAGACGCACCAGUUCUUCGCCUCCAUGCUGGACGAACGCAAGACGGAGCUGCUGAAGGAACUGGAGACCCUGUACUCGGCCAAGGUGAACAGCAAUAGUUCGUGGCAGCAGCGCUCGCGUGACUUGAUCGACAAGGGACUGGCCACCUGUGAGGCGGUGGAACGGAGUCCAGCUCCGCCAUCCUCCCUGCUGGCCGAGGCCCUGCUCCUGCGUAAAUCCCUGGAGCAGCAGCUGCAGACGGGCAUCCAGGAGAUGCAGCUGCCCUUCGAGAUGGAGUUCAUGUCCAACUAUCAGUCGAUUCAGGCCGGCGUGCGCAACACCUUUGGCUACAUUCGUGCCAGCACCUCGGACGGUGGACAUGCUGGUCUCAGCCUGACCAGCAAUGGUCACGGAAAGCAGCCACCGAUUGCCCGACCCACGCAGAGCGCCAGCAACAGUAGCGCAAGCAGUGCGGGCAGCGGGCACCAUGGUCACCACCACCAGCAGCAGUCGCAUCAUCAUGGCCACCACAAUCAUCACCAGACUGGCGGACAUCAUCAGCAGCAGCUGCAGGCGCAAUCGUCGCUUCAUGGCUUGGGUCUUGGCUUAAGCGGUGCCAGUUUGUUGGACAGCAGCACGAAUGGAAAUGGAUCCUUUAGCAACGGAGGUCUUCUGUUAAGCGGACGUGAUCGCAGCGCUUUGGCAGUGGAGCAGCAUUUCGGUGAACUGAUGCCGAAGAGAGGAGGAGCCUACGGCGGUAGCAAUGGAUCGGCGGCCAGUACCGUGGCCCAUUACAAUCCGUAUGAAAAGUGGAGCAACGGCGGCAGCGAUAAUCUCUUUUCGUCCGUGACCAGCGGAGGAGCCAGUAGCUCUGCCGUGGCCGAUGCCUUUGCCAGCCUGUCGUCUGUGGGAGGAGGAGCCGUUGUGAGCGCCGGCGGAGCUGGCGGUAGUACCGUGAGCUCGGAAUCGCUGCUCGACCUGACCAACAAACUGCUCUCGGCCACCAUCUAUCCGCCCAAGUCGCAGAUCAAGCGACAGAAGAUGAUCUACCACUGCAAGUUUGGCGAGUUCGGCGUUAUGGAGGGACAGUUCACGGAGCCCAGCGGUGUGGCUGUGAAUGCCCAGAACGACAUCAUUGUGGCCGAUACGAACAACCAUCGCAUCCAGAUCUUCGACAAGGAGGGUCGCUUCAAGUUCCAGUUUGGCGAGUGCGGCAAGCGUGACUCGCAGCUGCUCUACCCGAAUCGUGUGGCCGUGGUGCGCAAUUCCGGCGAUAUCAUCGUCACCGAACGCUCGCCCACACACCAAAUCCAGAUCUACAAUCAGUACGGGCAGUUUGUGAGGAAGUUUGGGGCCACCAUACUGCAGCAUCCGCGCGGCGUGACCGUGGACAACAAGGGACGAAUCAUUGUGGUGGAGUGCAAGGUGAUGCGGGUGAUCAUCUUCGAUCAGAACGGCAAUGUGCUGCACAAGUUUGGGUGCUCCAAGCACCUGGAGUUCCCCAAUGGCGUGGUGGUCAACGACAAGCAGGAGAUCUUCAUCAGCGACAAUCGGGCGCACUGCGUCAAGGUGUUCAACUACGAGGGACAGUAUCUGCGGCAGAUUGGCGGCGAGGGCAUAACCAACUACCCCAUUGGCGUCGGGAUCAACUCGAACGGGGAGAUCCUCAUCGCCGAUAACCACAACAACUUCAAUCUGACGAUCUUCACGCAGGACGGGCAGCUGAUCUCGGCGCUCGAGUCGAAGGUGAAGCACGCCCAGUGCUUCGAUGUGGCGCUCAUGGACGACGGCAGUGUGGUGCUGGCCAGCAAGGACUACCGGCUCUACAUUUAUCGCUAUGUCCAACUGGCGCCAGUGGUAUUGCACAAAUUGCACAGCAACAUCAAUGACAACAACAAGAGCUACUUGGCAGACAGAAUACAGCAACAUUUCAUUUGAAAGAGAUAAAAAAUAUUUUUAAUAACCAAACAUUCCCCAUUAAAUUGUGUUAUGUUAAAUUUGUUAUUAAAGAAAA
Molecule: messenger RNA, 4109 nt
Organism: Drosophila takahashii
Lineage: Eukaryota; Metazoa; Arthropoda; Insecta; Diptera; Drosophilidae
Gene: brat
Product: brain tumor
Biological process (GO): negative regulation of translation
Molecular function (GO): protein binding; zinc ion binding; translation repressor activity
Source: RefSeq, a predicted model, not a curated record